CUCAAUGACCUAUUUAAAAGCGGAACCGCAUUCGUUUUGGGGUCACUUGUCAAGGACAUCUAUCUGUUUCCGUGAUCCGCUUGAUCUUGAGAUGUCUCCUUCCGUGGGUUAUUGGAAAAUCCGUGGACUAGCUCAGUCUAUUAGGUUGUUACUGGAGUACAUCGGUGAGGAAUUUGAUGAUAUACAAUAUGAAUGUGGGCCAGCUCCUGAAUACAGCAGAAAAGACUGGGAAGAUGUAAAGCCAAACAUGGGCCUGGAUUUUCCAAAUCUCCCUUAUUAUAAGGAUGACGAUGUCAAUCUGACGCAGACUGCAGCUAUCUUGGCAUAUGUCGCCGAGAAGCACAACAUUGGUGGAUCAACUCCGAAAGAUCGUGCUGUCCUCGCUAUGAUAAACGGUGCAGUCAGCGAUGUACGAAUGGCUUACGUUCGUCUCUGCUAUAGCUCAGAUUUUGAGAAGCUGAGGCCCGGGUUUGUAUCAGAUUUGCCGCACCUUCUGAAGCCGUUCGAUGAAUACCUAAAGACGAGAAGCUGGAUUUCGGGCGAUCAGCUGAGCUAUCCAGAUUUCAACUUCUAUGACUUACUUGACUGUCUGAAGACGUUGGAACCAAACUGUUUGAACGCGUUCCCAAGGCUGCAGCAAUACAUUACCAAGUUCGAGGCUUUACCUCAGAUCGCUGCCUACAUGCAAUCACCCCGGUUUUUGAAGUGGCCCAUGAACAACAAAAUGGCGUCAUGGGGUGGUGACAAAUAGAACUCUCAGUGCACUCAGUGCCUUCAUUGUUGCACUUUUUCUUCCCCCGAUCACGUGUGUCACGAUACUGCUUAACUACUUGUUCCAAUACAAGGUUUGAUUCAUUGC
This is a messenger RNA of Dicrocoelium dendriticum, 859 nucleotides long. Lineage: Eukaryota; Metazoa; Platyhelminthes; Trematoda; Plagiorchiida; Dicrocoeliidae. The record is from the annotation of a GenBank genome assembly.